GUCUUUUUUAUGAACACGACGACGCGCACAUGUCCUCCGGCACGUCGGUCUAAAGGGAGUUAUCAAACCUGUUGCAUUGCAGUAAUUAUAUUCCCUCGGAAAGAUGCUGUGGCCGAGAGAAGGAGGAAAAUUUAUCAGCGAGAGGGCGAAGAACGUCCAGGUGGUUCCUGAAGGAGUUGAGAAAGUGGCGGUGAUGCUGUCAGAGUCGGUGAAGGAAGGCAAGAUGAAUUUGAAGGAGUUUUUGCAGAAUGAUGUACUUCCUGUUGACAAAGGCCUGACAGAAGAGCAACUACUGAAUUGGACAUUCUUGGUUGACACACUGAACUUCAAUUUCUGGACCCCUGAUGGAGAGCCAAAAUAUACUGUCAGAGACAAAGGAAGGAAGCGAACUGGAUAUAUGGCCAUGGUUGCUGCUAUUAACCGUGCUAUCGAUGAGGGCAAGAAGAUUUAUGAUCCCAAUUACUACUCCAAAUUGACCCUUGAUGACAUUAAGCACAUAUUUCGCUCCGAGACUGAGUCUACUAUGCCACUUUUUGAUGAACGAGUUCGCGUACUCGGUGAAGUGGGCAAGAAGUUGAUAGAGGAAUAUGAAGGAACCUUUCUGAAUGUUCUUAAAAGGGCAGACUGCAGUGCCUUGAAACUGGUGGACAUUGUAACUAGUGAAUUUGAGUGCUUUAGAGAUGUUGCAAAGUAUGAGGGGCAGGAAGUGGCCAUGUUCAAGAGGGCACAGAUUUUAGCGAGUGACAUCUGGGUCCUCUUUAAGGGAGAGGGCCUAGGAGCUUUCACAGACAUUGACAAGCUAACAAUAUUUGCAGACUAUAGAGUACCUCAGGCCAUGGCUCAUUUUGGAGUGCUGAAGUACUCUCCCUCCCUGGAGAAGAAGCUGAAGAAGCAACACAUCUUUGAGAGUGGAGAGCAGGAAGAGGUUGAGAUCCGAGGCUGCUCCAUCCAUGCUGCAGAGCUGAUUGUAGAACGGAUAAAAGAGCUCUUGUCACAGUCAGGUUGUUCUGCAUCAAUUAAUAGUGCCAAGGUUGAUUUCUUCCUCUGGGACUAUCGGCUGACGCAUGCUGCUGCCCUGGAGAGUGUGCCAUACCACAGAGUUAGAUGUAUUUAUUAUUAGAAAGCUUUUUGAAGGAGAUUUACCGAAUGGUGUGGUGAUUGGCAUGAUUGUACCUAGAGUACAAAUUACAGCCACCAGUUUUAAUAUUUUUACUUUCAUGAAACCAUUCAAGAGUUCCCAUAUUCAACCAGCCAGACAGUAUAUAAAAACAAUGUAGAGGUUAUUCUGUACAUGAGGGAGUAUAAGGUGUAUAAAAUAUUUUUAUAUAUGCAAUAGCCGGGCAGAGUUGUAUUGUUGUCCACGUGUUGGUGUCAGGGCUAGUCAAAGCAAUAACAAUAAUGAAAAUGUAAUACAUGUGAAAUGUGAAAUGUGAUUGUAGAAUUUAACAUUCCUCUCAUAAUAACUAAAUACUAUAACUAUCAUAGCUGUCUUACAAAUUCAGUAUAGAGAAUUGGAGCAGGACCAUACAGUAUAGGGGGAUACAGAGAGACUGAUUACUGAUAUUUUUAACAUGAUCAGAUGACUGUGUACAAAUGUUGUUGGUUGGUAGGUUGGUGUUUAUCAGGCACUGCAUUGAAAUGUCUUUUUGAAGUAAGUA
Molecule: messenger RNA, 1658 nt
Organism: Penaeus monodon (black tiger shrimp)
Lineage: Eukaryota; Metazoa; Arthropoda; Malacostraca; Decapoda; Penaeidae
Product: queuosine salvage protein-like
Source: RefSeq, a predicted model, not a curated record